ACUCUCGCGAGAACGUCACUAACUUCCUGCAAUAGUUGUUUGGAUAAUGGCGGCGCGUCAGCUAACAGCGCUUCUAACCUUUCAUUAAAACCGGGGAAAUACCCGACAAUCAGCAGGAAUCGAGCACAAUAAACGCUUUCGAGUCUGUUUCUGAUGCCUGCAUUGGGCUGGAGGGCACGAAGUCAUGGUUCUCUGAGAAAAGCUCCUGUCAGGAGGGCGGAGUAGCGAUGUGGAGCCAAUCAGGAGGAGAGAAACCUCCAGCGAUGGAUCCACGCGUGGCGGAGUACGAGCUGUCAUCUGCAUGGAGGAAUCUGAACCAGAGCAAAGCAGCUCUGCGUCACAUUGAGAAUCAGUUGGAGGCGGCGGUCGGUUCGGGAGUCGUCAUCACCUCGCUGAACACGGAGAAGACACACAAACACAAACGCAGAGGUAGGCGGAGCUCGGAUGGUGAUGAUGUGGCGGUUAAGCCCCGCCCACAGAGUCGACGCAGCCCGGAUAAGAGCUCUCGGAGCCCGCUGAGGACCAGCACGCAGGACAACACGCACACCUCAGACAGACCCGUGUCCUCUCCUCCUGACGCAUCUCUGAGUCGCCUGGUGUACGACCGAGACUGUCGUCCUCUCCACUCGGCCGACGCGGACAGCACUCGCUCCUCUGCGCUAGACGCCACGACCGUACGCGUCCUCAACGACCCGCCCGCUCCGCAGAGGUCGGAGGUCACGGUGGGGGGGUCGGAGGUCAGCCCGGGGUCGGCACGGCUGGUGAAGCUGCGUCAGCGUCAGACGGAUGAGAAGCUGGAGAAGCUGAAGGAGAGGAUCAGGAGGCAGAGGGAGCAGCUGGAGGAGGCGGCAGACGGGGGGCGGGAAAGGGCGAUAGGGGCGGGGCAGGGAAACUCCGCCCACCAGCACGUCGCUAAAGUGCGCAAAGUGGCAGCCGCUCCGCCUGCGCCGAACUAUAAAGGGUUUAACAACAGCGAGGUGAAGAUCCGCUCCUCAGACGGCAGAGUGUGGGGCGAGGACGAGUUUCACUUAAACCCCGAGAUUUAUAAAGAUCUCACGGACCGUCUCACGGAACGAGCGAAACGCAAACCGGCGGAGAAAGAGAAGCAGCAGCAUCAUCAUCAUCAUCAUCAGGAGAGGAAGCCGAUCAAACCCGUGAGGAAGAUCCACCGAUCUGCGUCUGUUCCCGAACCCAAACCAGCGAUCAGCGUGUCGUCAUGGCGAGAGGGCCAGAAACUGGUGAAGAUGAUGCUGGGGCCGUUGCCACGGGAACCUCGUGCUCAGUCGGAGGAGAGAGAGAGACGGACAGGUACAGCAUCUCUGUCCAGUUCUGUCCCUCAGCCGGAGUCGAGCCACCGCUCGAGACCGAGCAGCACAGAGAAACCUGCAGUGACUCAGCCCUCCCGAGCAGCAGGGGGCGCCAGAGGCAAAGAACAGCCCCCAACUCGAUCCUCCAGGCCACCAGGGGGCAGCAGAGAGCGAGAAGCUGCAGUAACGCAGUCAUCCAGGCCACCAGGGGGCGCCGUCGGUCUGUCCUCCAGCCUCGACUUUCUCCCUGCAGACGUUCGCGGCAUCUUAGACGACCUGCACCUGGAAGACGGCGCCGGGGCGCACGACGCGGGCCGAGUCGGCAGGAAGAGGGCGGGACGGAGCCCAUCGAAACCACGCCCUGAGAGCGCAGAGAGGGCGUUGCCACGGAAACGGCACUACGACGCAGACACGGUGCGGCGCUACAUCGCCAAGCAGCAGGAGGAGAGGAAGAGGAAGCAGGCUGAGGAGAGGCGGAGUCAGAGGGAGGAGCAAGAGAGGCGGAGUCAGAGACUGCAGGACCUGUACAAGAAACAGCGAGAGGGCGUCACCAAGCAACAAGCCCCGCCCCCUAAUCUCAUAAACCCACGUCUGCAAGAGACGUACACCAAGAUACUCCUGGAACACACACUGCAACGGACGCGACCGGUGUAUCAGCCGUCUGGAGAAUCAGAUAAAGAGAACAAGAGACUGGAACCACUGAGUCCUUCCACUAGUGAGCUCUCAGAACACACACCGUCUCCACUGUGCAGGGCUGAUUUGGUGGCGCCCCCUCCUGGUCAAUUCUUCUCCCAUCUCCUCAGUCUGGAGCCGGAGUGUGUAAACUCGGCGACACACCUGCAAGACACACACACUGUGGACACACACCAGGUGAGGACGGGCCACGUGGACACACACGCCGCGAGCAGGCUGAACCGCGUGGAGGCCCUGAAGGCGUGCGCCGCCUCUCUGUCCAGCCGAAUCGAAACCGAAGCGCGAAAGCUCGUCACCUACGGCAACACCGAUGUCAACGAUGGCCACGCCCACCGAGUCAAACCGCCGAGCCCGCCGGAGAGAGAGCGGCCUGAUUCGAGCUCGAGGAUCCACAACGAUGUGAGCGAACUUCCUGGCGUCGGAAACCUGUACAGCUUCAUCACCCGAGAGGGGUGGGGCGAGAUCGCAAAACCCCGCCCACUCCCUGCAGGCUCCGCCCUCCCGUUCACCAAGCAGGAAGAGAAGCACGACUCAAGCGGAGGCUCCAUCAGCGAGGGCGUGCUGAGCGACGGCAGUCUGUCCGAUCCCGGCGAUUAUUGUGCCGCUCCUAACGAACGCCACGCCCACACCCACGAUCGCAUCACGCUGUUCCGGAAGGAGGCGGAGCUUCACACGCCGUAUAGGCCUGUGGUGACAUCACAGCCUCCGUGGGAGGAGCUAAGCAAGGGCAGCCCUCACAGCGUCAUCAACAUAUUCACCAAAAACCUCAACAAAUACAGCAACGUGAUGGACACAGAAGUGGAGAGAUCUCCUCCUGCCCUCCGUUCUUCUCCGUCUGCUCACAGCUUGGCGAAUGGCGUAGUUUACGAAGACGACUUCGUUUCCUCCCGCAGCAGUAGCCAAUCAGCAUCAAAGAGAACCGCUAACGGCGUCAGUAAUGGCCGGAGCUCUGCGGCGGCGGACGAGAGGAGAGAGAACGACAGAUUUCCUCACUCUUCCGCCUCCACUCCUUUGUCCUCACCUUCUUCUGCUCACUCUAUCAGCAAGAGAGGGUCAGAGAAGAGUCUGGAGCGCACCCUAGUGGACGGACAGAGAAGCGCGUCGUCGUUCGCCUCCGAGCCUCAGAGGAGCGACUGGAGGAAGAGCGACUCGCCUCGAGGCUCUCACAGGAGCGCUGACGGUAACGGCACACCAGGGGACGCCUCAGUGCACUCCGCCCACAGCGUGGUGUCCGAGAUCCCACAGUUUCCCAGAAGCCCCGCUGACUCUCCCAGAAUCUCCGGCUCCUCUUCAUCCAGUCCCGCGUCUGCCAGAGACUCCACCCCCAGACCUGGAACAGCUCCUGGCUCCGCCCCGAACACUGGCUCCGCCCCUGGACCCGCCCACAGCACCACAGAGCUGCAUUUCGCCCCGGUCGUGCUGCAGCAGCGUCUAAGCGCCGAGCUGAACUUCCUGGACGCGGUGGAGGAGUCGGUGAGACAGCUGAGCGACGUGGAGAGAGUCCGAGCUGUCUCACUCGCUCAGCAGGAGAGCGUCUCACUCGCACAGAUCAUCAAGGCUCAGCAGCAGAGGCAGGAGCGAGAGCUGCAGCUGCUGAAGCUGAAAGCGGAACAGGAAGCGCUGGAGACUCAGAGACACGUCCAGGAGAGCCGAGAGAGAGCAGCACAGGCCCAUGCGGAGCUGUGUGUGAACCUGGUUCAGUCCCAUCAGAAGGCUCUCAUGGAGCUGCAAGAGAGCAGCAGCAAGAUGAUCCACCAGCACACAGAGACGGCUCAACACCUCCGAGAGAUGACGGAGAUGACUCGUUCUCAGAUGCUCACCGUUCCGUCUGUCACACCUGUAAGGCAGCAACACCCACAAACCGACAGUGCCAGUAGUAGGAGUGAAGUCUCGGCAGAGAAAACGCCAACAGCAGACACUCCGCAGAGCAGCCUGACCGAGUCUGAGUCUUUCAGGAUACACACUGUCAGCAGUGCGAGACAGGGCGACGGAGGAAGCGUGGACCGGAGCAGCUCGGUGGAAGAGGAAGCGAACACCGCCGCCGACGACUCUCUCCAAACCGACAGAGCAGACAGCGUCUCAAUCAGUUACUCUUUGAAGUUUGAUGAGUCUGUGACGGAGGACGAGUUGGAGAAGUCGUUCCGCUCCGUGCUUCCGUCCGAGUCUCACUGGAGAGGAUCCGUGGAGAGGAAACGGCAAUCGGAUGAGGAACCCCACCCUGAAAAAUCGUCUAACAAGCAGGACGGCGGUGUCCCGGUGUUCUCGGCGGAUCAGUACAGUUUCUCCGAGUUCACCAUGGCGAUGGUGAAGCAGUGCAUGCAGGAAGAGGAAGUUCGCUCUCGGCAUCAGAGCUCCCUCCUGCGCCUCCGACACCGAGCACUGAAGGAAAAAACCCGCGCUGAGCUCGAAUGGCUCGAGCUCCAAAAGAGGCGUCUGCGUGAUAAAGGGGAAGAUGAUAAAAUGCCUCCGAUUCGCAAGAAACAGCGAGGCCUGCUGCUCAAACUACAGCAGGAGCAGGCGGAGAUCAGGAGGCUGCAGGAGGUGAACCGGGCGGCACGGAGGGAGAGGAAACUGUUGCUGAAACAGCAAGAGGAGAUCGAGAGGAUCCAACACACAACACUGAAACUGAGGGAGAAACUCAGGAACGCUGAAGAUACAAACCAGAGGUCACCUGUGUCAGGUGUGAGCGAGGAUUUGGCCCCUCCCACUGAGCUGGACGUGGAGUUUCGUAGCCCCUCCCCUUUAUCUGUGUCAGGAAGUGAGACCAGCAGCAUAAUGAAGAAACUGAAGAAGAUGAGCUAUCACACAGAUGAGAGCAGCGGCUCUCCCCUGCAGUGUCUCUUCUCCAUGUUUAGUGCCCUGCACUGGGCGUCUCUGCGUAUGUGUCUCCCUAAACUCCACCCUCACUUCCUCGUUAUCUACAGUCAGUUGGUCAGAUUUCUAACUCAGCGUGAGCUGCGAUUGGUGCACUGGCGUCAGCAGGUGGAGGCGGAGCUGAGGCGUACGGAUGGGGCGGAGCCUCAGCGGAAGGGGCGGGCCCUCUCAGACCGACACACGCAGCAGAAACACAGCACAGACGAGCUGCAGAGCGACAGACAGGAGGAGAGGAAGACAGGACGAGAAGUGUGCAGUGAGGGCGACUCGUCUCCGGCUCUGUCCGUCUCCAGCAUACACACAGUGCAGGAGUGUGAGAACACACACAGUCAUGAGUCUCCCCUGGUUCAUGCGAGUUCCAGCAGUAAAGUGACAUCACACAGCAGCUCCAGGAAGCGAGACCUCCCUUCAUCAGCUCCUACAUCGGAGGCGGCUUCGGAUCAGAGCGACAUCGAGGGGCGUGUCCUGGCUCUGAGGGCGGAGCUUCGACGGCGUAAAGCUGAAGUGCAGCGUCUGAAGAAGGAGCAGAGACUGAGAAACAAAGAGCGGCUGAAAGCUCAAGAGGCCAGUCUGCUCAAACAGCUGGAGUCCUACAACGACUUCAUUCAGAAGACCAAAGCCGAGCUGAGUAAAGCAGACAGCGUCACUUCGGCUAAACCCCAGAUCAAAACUCCAACGUCAGGCUCGCACAAGUCCAGAACCAAAACCUCCACCCCGGACAGGUCUGAAACGGAGAAGAGUUUCACAGGACAGAGUCACGAAUCCGAAUCGGAGAAAUCCGACAGGAUACACACGGAGUCUCCAGCGCUGAGUGAUGAAGAUCCUCCCACUGUGACUCCGACCCCGGUGUUGGGAAGCCCUAAUCAUCUGAGUCCACCUGAACCCCAACACGAUGAAGACACCCGACCCGAAAGCGCCGCCAGGCUAGAGACAGAAGCCUCGUCCAAUCAGAGCAUAGACUCCAGCCCGAGGUCGGAGGUCAUCGAGGAGCUGGAAUCUCAGAGGACAAAUUUGUCCCAGUCGGAACACUCGUAUCCGGUGCUUGAUCUGAAAAUCCAGGACUCUAAAGAGGAUUUCUCCAAGAAUGAAACGGAAAUUGCUCUUGCUGUAAAAGUCAGCCAUGAAGAAGAAGAAGAAGAGUUUGUGAACAAUUCUGAAGAUGUUAAAUCCAGUUCCUCACUCUUAACUAAACCAGAACCAGAAGAACCCAAACCUCCAGAGAUUCCUUCAUCUAUAGACGUCUCUUACACUCCAGACGUUUCCCAGAGAAAGGAAGACUCAGAGUACAAACCCACCGCGUCACCAUCAGUCGACUGCUACAACGAUGAUUUCAAGUCAGCGGUUCCGGAGGAAAAUCAGCCUCACUCGCCUUCUUCUGAAGAUCCAGAAGAGGAAUCCUACAGAUUCUCCUUCAGCAGCAGUGAGGAGGAGAUAGAGGAGGAGAUUAGCGUCAAAUCAGGGAAUACUAGCGGUACCUUCGACCAGGAAAAACCUUUGGAUCUCGAUUUCCUGGGAAAGCAGACAAAAGAAAGCCCUGAUGAUGAUGUUCCCAGCCCUCCAAAGUCUCCAAAGGAUGAGAUGCCUGAUUACGUCAUUGGAGACCGGGUUCUGGUGAGCAACGUUCAGCCAGGAACUCUGAGAUUCAAGGGACAAACGAGCUUUGCUAACGGAUUCUGGGCUGGAGUGGAACUGGACGUAUCUGAAGGAAGCAACAACGGCACUUACGAUAGCGUCGUUUACUUCCAGUGCAAAGAGAAACACGGAAUAUUCGCUCCUCCUGAAAAGAUCUCUCGUCUACUCGAGACGUUUGAAGGCCGUACCAGAACCUCAGAGGAGGAAGAUUCCUCGUUUGAUGAUCGGUCGAAUGAAAUGGACAAGACAAACAAGUCUGAAAGCACGCUUCAGAAUAAAAAAGCAGAUCCGGAUCCACCUUCUGAGACAAGAGAACCAUCUGAGAAACAUUUCGAUCUUGAAUCGAAGCCUUCUUCUGUUUCAGAAGAUUUGAAGAUUGACCCUGCUGCUGUUGAUGGCGAGAUCUUCAAGGACCUUAAUGGAGAAAAUCAUCCUGUGUCACUUGAGAGAUUCGGAGACGUCGUGCUGGAAUUGAAAGAUGUCUCAAAAGUCGAGGAAGUUCAGGAAGAUCAAACGCCAGACAUUCUGGACCUGCUGACCCGUGCUGAGACAUCCACGCCGACUGAGGACCUUCAGAAAUCUUUAGACGUCCCUCCUGAGAAGACGAGCGAGGACCGCGUGGAUGGAUCAGUCGUGACGGCGAGCAAAUCCCUCACGACUCUGGCCGAUACACUCAUGGAACGCUUCAUGAAUGAUGCCCUGGAACAAUUUCAGCAGAUCAAGAAAGCAAAGGAGGAGAAAAUCUCAGCUGCCAAUCAGCUCGUCUUUCUUGAUGAGGAUGAAGAACCCAGUGGGAACAACGUGUCCCAGCUCAGAACUUCAUCCAGCAGCAAGAUCAACAAGGAAAGCUUCCAUAGCUUCUUCGACAAGGACCAAGAAGAAGUAUCUUCUCCUGAGCUUUGCAACCGAUCGGAGAGCCCGGUGUUGGGUCAGGAGGAGCUGGUCCAGCGCUUAGCGGAGCUGAAGCUGAACCCCGACUUCCUGCACGUGCUCGGAGACGAGCAGGACUGGUUCGACGAGGACUUCGGCCUCAGCUCGCGCAAACACGCUCAGCACAAGAACAAACUCAGGCAGGAAGAGCUCUCCUCCACGUCUGCAGCUAAACUCCCGCACGUCAGGCAGCAGGAGGAGGCGGCGGCGGGGGCGGCGGCGGCCAUGUUGGUCCCUCACAAAGCAGCCGAGGUGGAGAAGCUGGUGAGCGCCGCCCUGCUGGAGAUCUGGAGGAGCUGCGGGAUGGAGCGCGGUAAUCAGAGUCUGACGGCGGUGCCCAAACCUCAGGCAUCAGAAACACUGCUGGGGGAUAAGAACAGCGAGGAGUGUGUGCGCAGCUACAAACAGGCGGUGUUUGACCUGGCGUGGGAGCUCAUGCAGGAAAUCUACGCCGAAGAUCCCAACACCAAUCGCCCGCUGUGGAUCAAACCUCGCCGUGUUAAUUCACCCUACACCCACAGAAUCGACGACCCCAGUGACCUCACUAAAGUCCAGGCGUUCGUCACCGGUGAGGUUCUGAAGCUGUUCGGUCUGAAUAAAGAGCAGAACCACAGAACUGACUGGCAGAAGAUGCUCAAGUUCGGCCGAAAGAAGAGAGACAGAGUCGACCACAUCCUGGUGCAGGAGCUCCAUGAGGAGGAGGCUCUGUGGGUGAACUACGAUGAAGACGAGCUGUUUGUGAAGAUGCAGCUGGCUGACGGGAUCCUGGACAUGCUGCUGAAGGACACGGUGGACGUUCUCACCAACAUCCACGAGAGGAGAUCCACACGGGCCCUGUCCUGAUCCUCCCGCUCACACCUGCUCCUACACCCUUUUACGCCCUGCUCUGGCGUUUAGGACGGAACCGGGAAUACCGGGUUCUCAGAGGGAUCUAGAUUCGGCUGCUCAGAUCUUCUGUGGCUCGCUUUAAAAACCUCUCUGCGUUUGGGACUGACCCGGAUCUCCUUCUUCGUCUGUACAACUGUACGAUACUCGCCUUUGUGCUGGUUUUUUAAUUUAUUUGUAAAGAGAAAAAAAAAACAUUUUUAAACAUUGUGUGAAAAUGUGUAAAGAGAUGAUGAUUUAAGCGUACGUAAACGCAUCUAAGCACAUGCAGAACCUAGAGGAACCUAGAGGAACCGAGCAGAAAGGGAUGAGAUGAUUUUAGAGAUGAAUUUAUAAAACAAUAAAUUGAUCUAUAAACUGCUUUUUAAAAAGAGAAUAAAGUGAUUUAGAAGAGUGUAAUGAUCAGAGACUAAAGAGAACGAGUGCAUGAUGAGAGAUUAGUGCUUUAUUCGCCCUCAUUUUCCCGUCUGCCUUUACCGACCUCCAUGUUAAGUGCCUCACGGUUUAGGCUCCCUCCGUAGGGAAGAACCGCUUUACGCCUUCCUCUCGCGUGUGUGUCGAGCCGAGCCGCUUUUUAAUCUCCGCACUCUGAAACCUCCAUCCGUUUCUGCCUUACAGCUGGAUUAUAAAGCAGAGAAGAAGUGUACACUUCGUAGUGUACACUUAGUAGCGUAUCAAAAUGGGCCACGUCCUGAUUCUACUGCUCACUAAACACUGUCCUGCACUCAGUAGGGAACCUCGUCACUUACAUUUAGUACAAAAUCUCAACAUUUUUCGGAGAGGCUGCGUCCUGAAUCUACACUUUGUCAAUUUUUUUCCUCAGUAGGGAUCCUGCAUUAAAGAUGUCACCUUUCUCCAAGAGAUCCAAA
Messenger RNA from Pangasianodon hypophthalmus (striped catfish), 9190 nucleotides. RefSeq names its product centrosomal protein 350 (gene cep350). The record is from RefSeq and is a predicted model, not a curated record. Gene Ontology annotation, molecular function: microtubule binding. Gene Ontology annotation, cellular component: centrosome. Gene Ontology annotation, biological process: microtubule anchoring. NCBI's taxonomy places the organism in Eukaryota, Metazoa, Chordata, Actinopteri, Siluriformes, Pangasiidae.